CUCGAAUUUCACAUGACGAGAAAAUGUUAUUCUCUUCAAUCUGCAAAGACGAUUCUUGUCGAUGUGCUCCAUACCCUUGAUUUUUAUGUACCAUGCCGCUUCUGCUUCUGCUUCUGCAUAUUCGUAUCGUACAUAUUCUUUAAUCUUUUUCUGGGGUCGUUGAGAAAAACCGAACAUAAGCAUAAGACCGUCAUCGAUCUGGUUCUAGCCAAGAUUCCACCGAUUCCGCUAUUACCUACCCUUGUCUAUUAUUGUGCGGAUCACCACUAGCUUGCUUAGCUCCAAAACUUACAACUUUUGAACUUUUUUUUCUCCUUUUGCAUUGUUCUUUUCAACAUCUUACCUUAACCCAUAUACUUAAAAGGGGUAGCAACCCUUUGUUUGCAGUACUGACAAGAGAGCCCAUUGGAUCAGGACGUAUUCAAACGUCCAAACGGGAUAAUGUCGGACCAUGACACCACCACGUUGGAUAUCCGCGAUGAAGAGAAGCUCGACGACUUAGAGCAAGGUGUAAAGCCAUCUAACAACAACACCACUCGCGCCAGCUCCUCGGCAAGUACCGCACGGGAGGAAACUGCGCCAAAGAAUGAAAAUACACCUGCUCCUGUUAUCGCGAAUGAGGCAGGAACUCCAGCCGAAGGUGCAGCCCCGGCUCCAAACAAAGCGGAAUUCGAAACGGGACGAACGCAAUUCGAGACGACCGUCAUCGUUUUCGCGCUCUGCUCGGCACUUUUCCUCGCCGCUCUCGACGUCACCAUCAUCACGACUGCGAUCCCGACGAUCGUCGAGCAGUUCAACUCUCCGGCGGGAUACACGUGGAUCGGCGCAGCCUACUUACUAGCGAACUCGGCCACCGUGCCCAGCUGGGGAAAGAUAUCGGACAUAUGGGGGCGUAAGCCGGUGCUCUUGGCAGCGGUGGGAAUUUUCUGGAUCGGAUCGCUGAUAUGCGCGUUGAGCGUCAACAUCGGGAUGCUGAUUGCCGCCCGCGCCAUUCAGGGUAUCGGUGGUGGUGGCAUCGUCGUACUCACUAACAUCUGCGUCGGUGAUUUGUUCUCCAUGCGGAAGAGAGGCAUGUACUAUGCUUUCUUCGGAAUGGUCUGGGCCAUUGCCUCUGCCAUCGGACCUAUCCUCGGAGGCGUCUUCACGUCCAAGGUCACUUGGCGUUGGUGUUUCUACGUGAACUUGCCGAUCAGCGGCGUCGGCUUCUUCAUACUCCUAUUCGUCCUGAAGUUACACAACCCGCGGACGCCGGUCCGCCAAGGUCUCACCGCUAUCGAUUGGUUGGGCAGUCUCCUUAUCAUCGGUGGGACAAUUAUGUUCUUGUUCGGAUUAGAGUUUGGUGGUGUUACUUACCCGUGGAAUUCGGCACCAACGAUAUGCUUGAUCGUGUUCGGCAUUGUAACAAUCGGAAUAUUCGUCGCGGUCGAGAAGUGGUACGCCAAGUAUCCGGUCAUACCCCUUCGACUCUUCAAAUUCGGGAAAAAUAUAUCGACGUUUGCAAUCUGCAUGGCCCACGGCUGUGUUUUCAUAUCCGGAAGUUAUUAUUUGCCCCUGUAUUUCCAGGCCGUUUUGGGCGCCUCGUCGCUUCUCUCCGGUGUUUACCUGUUGCCAUAUGUGCUCGCGCUUUCAUUCAUGUCGAUCGGUUCAGGUCUAUUCAUGAGGAAGACGGGUAAAUAUCUCCCAGCCAUCAUCUUUGGCAUGUUCUUCAUGACACUCGGCUUCGGCUUGUUUAUCGACCUUGGUCCCAAGGCCAACUGGGCCAAGAUUAUUAUAUACCAGAUCAUCGCGGGUAUCGGUGUCGGACCGAACUUCCAAUCGCCACUUAUCGCGCUCCAAACAUCCGUUGAGCCCCGUGAUAUCGCAGCAGUGACGUCUACCUUCGGCUUCGUCCGCCAACUUUCAACCUCUAUCUCUGUCGUUAUUGGCGGCGUGGUAUUCCAAAACGGGAUGCAACGACAGUACCCAACUCUCCUGGCCCAGCUCGGCCCAGAACUUGCCGCUCAACUCUCGGGUGGGAGUGCAGGCGGUAAUGUCGCGCUAGUAGCCUCCUUACCCGGAGAGCAAGGCGAAAUAGCUCGCGGCGCCUACUGGAACAGUUUGCGCGACAUGUACAUCAUGUACACGGCUAUUUCCGCAGUAGGCCUCCUCGUGAGCCCGUUCAUCAGCCAGAGGACGCUCAGCCGGGAACACCAAGAACACAAGACGGGGCUCGACAGUCUUCGUCAAAAUGGCGAGGGCGGCGCAAAGGCCGAAAAGGCUAAGGAAAAGAAUGGUCAAUAGUGCGAACUAGAUUUUGAUUUUGAUAUUGAUUUUGGCUGGAUUUUUUGGGCCGGUAAUUUGCAACGAUAUUAGUAAUGUUAGUACGGCAUCUACGUGUAUAAAGAAUGAGCGCAUGAACGGCGCGAUUGGAGCGUGUCGAGUUUUUUAGGUAGUGAAGGAUGAGUUUAACAUAUCCGGAUCCCAUCACAUCAUAGAAUAUAGAGACGAUCUACCUACUUAUAUGGAGGGUUGAUGUUUGUGUGAUUGAGCUGUUCGGUCCAAGUUAAGCGAUACGUACGUAAGAAUGUUGGAAACAUUUAUGGGAGCCGCCCUGGUGUUAAGAUGGGCUGUUGGGCUAACAGACACCAAGCCUUGCCAAGAUUCGUAGAUAAAGCCCAUGUCCGCUAUACCGCCUAGCGGACCUAGUCCGCGGGCUUGGAACUCGCGCGAUAGCUCUUUUAUAGCCCUACGAGCCCUUUUCUUAGUUCUAUGCAAACUAGAGCACGUCGGGA
This is a messenger RNA of Annulohypoxylon maeteangense, 2771 nucleotides long. Its product is annotated as MFS general substrate transporter. The transcript has a single exon. Gene Ontology annotation, biological process: transmembrane transport. The coding region runs from base 442 to 2280 and encodes 612 amino acids. NCBI's taxonomy places the organism in Eukaryota, Fungi, Ascomycota, Sordariomycetes, Xylariales, Hypoxylaceae. The record is from RefSeq and is a predicted model, not a curated record. Gene Ontology annotation, molecular function: transmembrane transporter activity.